Molecule: messenger RNA, 8371 nt
Organism: Lethenteron reissneri (Far Eastern brook lamprey)
Lineage: Eukaryota; Metazoa; Chordata; Hyperoartia; Petromyzontiformes; Petromyzontidae
Product: corticotropin-releasing factor receptor 2-like
Biological process (GO): cell surface receptor signaling pathway; adenylate cyclase-modulating G protein-coupled receptor signaling pathway
Cellular component (GO): plasma membrane
Molecular function (GO): corticotropin-releasing hormone receptor activity; corticotrophin-releasing factor receptor activity; G protein-coupled peptide receptor activity
Source: RefSeq, a predicted model, not a curated record
AGCUCUCCCGCCGCGUCCGAGGGUCUCAGGCGCACAUGUUUAGCACAAAGGCAAAGUAUUGCCAUUGUACCCGCAUCUCGGCAACCCUGCGCACUGCUCUGUCCAUCAUCAAUGCCAGUCGAAGGUGUGAAGAUUUCAGAAGAGCCGUGCGGAGAGAAGCCUUGAGGGAGAUAAAGUUGCCUUCGCCUGCUGCUGCUGCUGCUGUGUAUAGAUGUGUUUAUAACUAAAAAGGACACAAGGUGUGUUUUUUUUUGGGUGGAGGUAGCUAUGUAGAGGAGCAAGCUGUUUCUGCACGGUGGUAUUUGUAUUUGAAGUGCGCGCGUGCUGUUUUGUAAAGGGGGGCUCUGUCCGAUUGAUUCCGUUGCUGCUGCAAUAGCCCACGAGAUUGUGGUGGGUCAGUGUCUGCUGCUACAGCAUUGCUAACACGGGAUCAUUAAUUGCGUUUGUACUGCAGCCGUCACGCUGUGUAGCUACGGAUGAUAUUCGUGUCAAUGUAAUGUGCAACGUCAUGUAAUCUGCCUUUAAAACGUGUGCAACUUUACCGUUUAAGCGAUCGAGAAAUAGAAUUGUCCUAAAUUAUGUUUGUCAAUUGUGGUACAGCACAAGUGUAGCGGGGCAUUGCGCGUCAAUAUAUGGUCCAAUAGUAUAAGGAAAGCUUGUGCUUUUAUAGUCCGUGGCUUUGCGUAUGAUUCGAAUAUAAAGCGCUCAUGAUUGAAAUGUUUCAGGAAAACGCGUGAGUCGUAUUGUGCUUGCCACUGUGCAAUAGUUAGAAAAGAGUUUUCACAUUCUCGGGUUAUAUCUAAUACGCGUGCAUUUAUUAACCAAACGUCUAUGGCAGUACAAUGUAUGUGAACACUGUUAUGAGCCUCGGGCAGUGGAUAAAAUCAGCCCACGAGCUCUAGGAGAGGUUGUAUACUUGCGAGCAGCACAUAGCCGCACAGUGCUCGCUGCCUGCUGUUUUGCACGGAUAUAGUCUUGCCUAGCCGCGAAGUCUAUACACAGCUGGACAGAUGUAGAGUAUAAUAGUCAUCUGUUACAUGCGUUGUUGGCUUAUGUGUAAGCGUACUGGCUGUAAAUUAUUCUUUCUGGCCCCUCGAGUAGGAUUACUCCGCUGGGUUGUUUUAUUGGAGUAAUAUACUGUCGAUCAAACUUUAGCUAUUGUAGUUCAUAUAUUGUUAAUAGGUCAUAGAUUCCGAACAUAUUGAGCAGAACGGACAGGCUACGUUGCACGUGCAACGCCACGUGACGCUGGACUACCCAAAAGUCCCGAGCAGCUAAAGAGGAUAGGGCUCAUGAUUGAGAUUAGUGUGCAUCUGUGCGCACGCUGUAUACAGAAAAGUACAAUAGCGUAGCAGCCAAGCGGGUGAAAUGUAGUGAAGAAUUCUCAAACUCUUACAAUCCAUCAACCGAUCAUCACGGUGAAGAUCGCGGCCAUGGGGUGCCCCCCUGUCAUCCGUGAUGCCCGCACCGCGCAGAUGCUGUUCGUGCUUCUGCUGGUCGCCUCGAGCACGGUGCGCUCAGAACGCCUGCUGUGCGACGGAGAGGAGCAAGCCAACUUCACAGGCCCACUGUGCAACGCGACGCGCGACGAGAUCGGCACGUGCUGGCCAGAGAGCGAGGCCGGCCGCACCGUGGCAACUCCUUGUCCCGAGCGCUUCAACGGCGUGCGUUACGACUCCUCCAAGAGUGUGAUCCGUGAGUGCCUGGCAAAUGGCACGUGGGCACAGCGCUCCAACUACUCCCUGUGCAAGCCAAUCAUCGACACCAAGCCGAACAGCCAACACUACAAAAUUGCACUCAUCGUCAAUUACCUAGGACACUGCAUCUCGCUGGCAGCCCUCAUCACCGCAUUUGGAUUCUUCUGGUGGCUCCGCAGGAGCAUCCGCUGUCUCCGUAAUGCCAUCCACUGGCACCUAGUGACCACGUUCAUCCUAAGAAACGCCGCCUGGUUGCUCCUGCAGAUCAUCGACUUGAGCACGCAGGAGCGCAACGAGCCAUGGUGCCGUGUGGUCAUCACGGUGUUCAACUACUUCCAAGUGACCAACUUCUUCUGGAUGUUCGUCGAGGGCUGCUACCUGCACACGGCCAUCGUCAUGACGUACUCGACGGACAAGCUGCGCAAGUCCAUCUUCGUGUGCAUCGGCUGGUGCAUCCCUGCGCCCAUCAUCACAGUCUGGGCGAUGGUGAAGCUAUUUUACGAAGAUGAAAAAUGCUGGUUUGGGAAAACGGAAGGGAAAUACAUCGACUACAUCUACCAAGGACCCAUUAUACUUGUUCUGCUGGUCAAUUUCAUUUUUCUUUUCAACAUCGUGCGUAUUUUGAUGACCAAGCUUAGGGCCUCCACAACUUCUGAAACCAUCCAGUACAGGAAGGCGGUGAAGGCCACGCUGGUGCUGCUGCCGCUGCUGGGAAUCACCUACAUGCUGUUCUUCGUGAACCCCGGGGAAGACCCCGUCUCCCAGGUCAUCUUCAUCUACGUCAACUCCUUCCUCAUGUCCUUCCAGGGAUUCUUUGUGUCAGUAUUCUACUGUUUCCUGAAUGGGGAGGUGCGCUCUGCCCUGCGCAAGCGCUGGAACCGCUGGAUGGACAACCACCGGCUGCAGGCGCGCGUCACGAGGGCCAUGUCCAUCCCCACGUCGCCCACGCGCAUCAGCUUCCACAGCUUCAAGCGCACGACGUCCGUGUGACGGCGGGAGCGCUCCGGAGAAUGACGAAUCACCGAGGGGGCGGUGGACAGCGACGACGACGAUGAUGACCCAGCGUCUGCGCACGCCGCUCUCGGAUUCCACCACCGCCGGCGCUCACCUGACGCUCCCGCUCAGGGUCAAUAGGUCGCAGAUUUACGUCCCAAAAACUCCAAACCGCUGUCCGUACGUAUUACCCAGAAUGGAUUCCUGGCGUCAAGGUGUUUUUUUUUUAUUACUUAGUGGGGUGGGGCGCUCUAUUUAUUUAUUUAUUAUCGUCGUUGCUAUUCGACGAAAAUAUCGUUCCAUCUGAAAGCGGAAGCAAGGGGUGACUCGAGCGGUUUGUCUUUGACUUUUUUCUUUCUCCCCAAAAAUCUAACGAUUCAAGCAGUGAGUAGGGCCGCGACGACUUGUGUUGCAGAAGGAGGACUUUCAAAGAGUGCACUGAGCCUCAGCCGGGGUGGAGAGCAGGGGGGGGUGGUGUUAGGCUGAUUUACAAAUUGGUAAAGCGGUGGUUAUUAAGCAAAACAUAAAAAAUUCGCCAGUUUAAACUUUGCUCGCUAGCAGGCAUGCGUGAAAUUUGUGGCGUCCCACGUAGCUGUAAGAGGAUCUCUUCAAACACGUGCGUGCACUUUAUUAAAAACACGCUCAAGUCAGGCGUUCGUCAAGGCAAGCGUCCGUCGUCAGACAACCUUGGCGGUAGUGCCCGUCUCUGUCGUCGUGGGUGACGCUGGUCGCGUGGGGGCAAGCCCUACAUUGCAGUAGCAGGGGCCAGUCUCUCCAUCAGAUGACCAUUGUGAACUUCUAGCACAGUGGUGUGCUCGUUUUUGUCAACCCUGGAAGGACAAUGAGAAAUGUUUCACCGAUGACCCUCCAGUUUGUAAAGUCCAACGGUGCAGCAUUGCCAAUAGUGUCACCCGGCCAGAAGUGAAAACCACAAUUCAAGUACGAACACGGAAGGGAGCAGAGCAAUGAGAAGCAGUCGACAAAUGUCUUCAAUAUCAAGAGUUCAUCGCAGCCAGUGUUGGUGAUGCCACCACCCCUUGCCAUCGCGUCCUUCCACUUGACCCCGUCGGCACCUGACUGCCAAGGCUUUCCCCAACCUGUCCCUUUCAUCAUCAGCCAUGGUCUAUCCACUGCUGGACGAAGGCCCAACGAAAGACGUCGCCAUCACCUGUGGUCCCCACGAUGUGACAAUCCAUCUGGCACCCGCGAACGAGCUGACUUCAUCGUUCCGCCUCCGCGGUGGACGUCCUCCCGGGCCGUGUCGCUGCCGCUCCGUUCUUAGUCUCGGCCGCCGGCCAUCUUCCCCUUCCAGCUCCACGAUCUCAGAGCCACGGUCAUUCAUGUGCGGGAAAUAAUGUUCACUUUAUACAUUGCGUUCUUUGUUUUUUAUCAUCAGUUGCAUUCCCUGCCCACACCCGCUUAUUUUACCUAAUUUUGAUGUCUAUAGCUUAAGUAUUUUAUCCAAUCCGUGAGUUCCUCUUUCAAUCAAAGAGUGUGAUUCCCAGCAUGCACCUCUCCAUGCUUCUUUGUAAGCUUUUCAGGUUUGGUCUCAGUGUCUUUGUCAGUGUCCAUGUUUCAUUUGUCGUAGCACGUAAUAAUCACCGAUUAAAAUACAUUUUUAGGCUCAUUGCUGUUCUUGCUUCUCAUUGUGAAGUUAAAUUCCCGCAAAUCACACCUUCUGCCUCUUUAUUUCAUCACUUUGGUCCCGUUUCACCUUUAAUAAAUUCCCUGGGUAUCAAUAAUCAAAUACAUUUUCCCAGGUGGGACAUCCCAACGGGUAUCUCCAGUUGGCUAGCAAAGUUGUGCAUGACGUUUCUUCUGCUCAGAUUUACCUUGAACUCCACCUAACAGCGUUUUUUUAUUAAGCUCGGCCACAACUCCAUGUAGUUUGUUUCCACUGGUUAUAACGACUCUGUUAUUAUCAGUAUAUAUCACCCAGAUCCGGAAGAAUGCUGUUUAACAGUGGAGCAACGUGGACGUCCUGAAUAUGCAGCUCAUUCGAGACCCAAACAUCGUCGCAUUUCCUGGCUUUGACAUUCCCUCGAAGACACUGGUGGUGGAAUCAUCAAUCACAUGAGAACAUCGACAGGCCGAUGUGCACAUUCCCUUCAUGAAUGAAAGAUGUAUGGCAGGCCACGGUCGUGCGAUUUUGGCAAUGCAACCCAAACGAUUUCCCAUGAAUGUAAACAUUGUAGUCUGCGCUCCUUCACCAAAGCAGCUGGAUCUACAGACUUCCACUGCAGAUUACUGGCCAUGGGCAAGCAGGCAUCGGAAUCGAAAGCCGUGCAAGAGAUAAACAACGGAAAUGUGGAUUUACCACCCCUCCACCCCCCAUAUAGGGUUUGCGAUGAGUGUACAUCUUUGGCAGUGCAACGAUAAGUAUGUGAUUUAAUUUUAAAUUUGUAGCCGUGAAACUUGUAUUAUUUAAUUAGCCAUCCUGCAGCAUGCUAGCGAGAGAAGACGGGACACGUUCACGAUUGCUGACAUUUCUGCAACAACAAAUGAAAUAAAAUAACAUUUCGUAUGACGGCGGUGAAUGGGACUUGGACAUAAAAUGGCAUUCUGGAGAACGUUUUCAACAUACUUUAAUUGUGAGUUUUCAUAAAAAAAUUAUUUGUUGAUCGAGUGCCACAGGCUUCUAGAACACACACACACACGCGCGCGCGCACGGUGUGAUUGUGCACAUUUCCCAAACAAUAGCCUCGGACUUGCACAGACUUUGUCGACUCCGUUUUGCCCUGGAACGGAACGAGUCUGGCUGUUCGGAGACUUGCAGCGUGGCUCAGUUUUACCCAUAACGAAGGUUUAGUAUCUGUCCACUGUGGCAGAAUAUCCCCAGUGCGAUCAUUUAUCACAAUGCUCGGAAGAUCUGCCGUGCGUCAUAAUUGGGAGGUUUGUCCGUUGUGGACUUGUUACGAUGUAAGUGGAACACGCAACGUGAGAGAAGACACAAAACAACAACAAACAGCUAUUGUAGCUUACACACCUAGGCUCAAUGAACAAUACUCUCCAACAUGAGUUUUGAAACGUUCUUGUUGAGAAAAAGACUUUAAAUGGACAUUCAGGAACACAGCUUAUUUUGGCAGCGCCAGCGUGUCAGAUAUCACUUAAGAAAGCUUAUUGCACAGCCUAAGUGUGUAGAAGAGUUUUUUUUUGUCACGUGUUUGUUUAAUAGCUGCAGCAGAAAGAAUUGUAUUGGCAUGUUUUAUUUCAUUUAAUGGAAUUUACUGUUUUUGUGCUUGAAACUGUACACUGUUGGCUUAAAUGUUUCACAUAAGGUACUGCUUAUGGCACAAGCCCCGUGCAUAUCUUUGUAUAUAUACUUACGUAUAAAGUCAUACACUAUGGCUGGGCAAUACUUUUAUAUUUCGAUGUUAACAGUUUCGUGAAUUAUUACAUUUUUUUAAACGGAGGAGCAAUACGAAACUUGGCACACGGCAGCAGAGGCUUCAGUGUCAGUGAUCAAUCGAUGUCAGAAUUAACAAAAAUCACUUCGGUGCAGAAUUAAAUGACCAUUUAAACUUGUCAAAUCUCGAUGCAAACGAGGCUAUUGUGCACCGAGUUUCCAAUAUGCAUCUCAUUGUAUCAGUUUUAUACGGUCGGUCAAAAACUAUGCCAUGGUGGCAUACAAGUAUGUGUGAGUGUAAUCUAGCCACUGUGGGAGUAUAUACAGAUUAAAUGUGUGCGUAUAUAUAUCUGUGUGUGUGGUUAGCACAUAGUGCGACAAUUCCAGCAACAGGGGUCCAAUUCGCAGUUAUGGAAUAUGAACUUGUUCUGGACCUCCUGUGCCUCCUCGAAGUCAACUCAGUAUUAAAUGAGUGCCUGAGAGUGGCAUUCCGUGACUCCAGUUCAGGUGGUCAGUGAGCUCCGUGCCGGGUUUUGCAAUUGCAGGUGACAUGAGCAGGUGAUCAAUGGAUUAAGUGUGCAAUUUGAAGCGGUGGCGAUGCUUAAUGAACCAGGUUGCUGCCUCCCAGGAGGCCACGGAGAUUUAUUCACGAGAAAACCUGAAACGGAACCCAUUACUCACCUGACCUGAACCCACAGUCCCCAAUGGUGCCUGUCGGAAUGACAGAUAUCUGCACUGGAGAGACAAAGGUGGCUGAGCACAGUACUAUAGCCGUACAACCGCCUCACGUGUCAUACCCCCCCCCCUAAUAGGUGCUCACCAGAGGUGUGGACUCGAGUCAUGUGACUUGGACUCGAGUCAGACUCGAGUCAUGAAUUUGAUGACUUCAGACUCGACUUGGACAUGCAUAACAAUGACUUUGUCCCACCUCUGAGGUGUGGACUCGAGUCAUGUGACUUGGACUCGAGUCAGACUCGAGUCAUGAAUUUGAUGACUUCAGACUCGACUUGGACUUGCAUAACAAUGACUUUGUCCCACCUCUGGUGCUCACUAACAGCGCUUGUCACUGUCAUUUACGUGGCUGCAUUGGCAACCCUUAUCUGCGUGUGCGUAGAGUGCAGUGUACAAUGCAGAGAAUUAGCAUAGUAGUUCAUGCGCUUCACGUAUCUCUGGUCACCUGGGUUCACCCUUUGCCAAGCAAAAUACCAGUAGCAAUUGGUAUCUGUAUCUAUCACAGGCCUCUCCUAGGUGGACUAGGCCUGAGAUGAUUAAAACAAAGAAAUUGCACCUUUACUCCAAUAAGAGUUUGGCUGCGUCAUCUCCCUUGGCGGCACUCAGCCAGCAGUGGAAAUUCCUCGUUCCCAUGCCGGGAGCCACUCUUCUUCGUUAUAAUGACCACUGUUGACUUCCCACAAAGUGGUACCCUUCUUACGACUGUGCACCGUUGUGCUAUGCAGCUCUCCAAUGUGUUUUCAGAUUGUGGCCGCUAUCUGCUGUUAAGUGUGAUGGGGGAAAAUAAAUGAAUACCGACUCAGUUCCCGAAGAAGCUCCCAGCACGUGGAAAAAAUGGCAGACUUCACCGAAAUAAAUUUUCCUGAAGAAGCUCCUAGCACUUGGAGCGAAACGUCGGACAUCAUGCCGAACGACAUGUUGUACAAGUGGAAGAAUACAUUGGAGAACUGCGGUCCUCGUUAUAUCGACCUUGAGGGGAUGAUGGACUGAGUCGACUGCUCAUGCUCUCUGAUUGUGACUCAUGAUCUCUGACCACAGCACCCACCAAGGCGAAGCAGAGCAGCUGAUGUGGGAUUCUUUCGAUCAACAACCGAGCAUUUUCUGGCCCCAAACAUCCCCUCGAUUCCCACGUCGGUCUUAACAGCACUUCUUCGAACAGUGCAUGAAGAAAUUCAAAUUAUUUGUCUCUUGUAUAUUUGUAUAGUAAAUUAAAUUAUUCUGCUAUCAUAUACAAGUUGAAUGUAACGUUAUUUUUAAGUGAUUUUAUUUUUUUUCUGCCUGGCAAGGAAACGUUUAAUGUUGAGCUCAAGCUGGUCUUUAUAUAUUUAGGAUAUACAUUAUUUUUACCGAGUUUGUUUUCUUUUUCUGUAUCGGUGAGAAAAAUAACUCAUUUUAUUGUCCUUUAACCCUAUACACUUAUUUAAUUUGACUGUGUAUAUGUUUAUAAAUGCAUUGUGUUUUGUGUUACGUGUGUAUACUACGUGUCAUUUUCAUAUACUGAAUGUGUGGAUGUGUGUGUGUGUAUAUGUAUGGGAAUUACACGCGACACGCACAUGUGUGUACAAAUGAAAAAUAAAACCCAAGUGAAAUCUGUUGGCAUUGA